This is a messenger RNA of Seriola dumerili (greater amberjack), 2250 nucleotides long. RefSeq names its product phosphomannomutase 1 (gene pmm1). The transcript has 8 exons. The record is from RefSeq and is a predicted model, not a curated record. Gene Ontology annotation, molecular function: phosphomannomutase activity. Lineage: Eukaryota; Metazoa; Chordata; Actinopteri; Carangiformes; Carangidae. The coding region runs from base 279 to 1061 and encodes 260 amino acids. Gene Ontology annotation, biological process: GDP-mannose biosynthetic process; protein N-linked glycosylation; mannose metabolic process. Gene Ontology annotation, cellular component: cytosol.
GUGUGAGCUCGGGUGUUUCGCUGAGCCGAGCCGAGCCGAGCCGGACCAACCCGAGACAGCUGAAGUAGCCGUGAGCUCGUAUAAGAGACAAUUCACCGCAUUUAAAGCCGCGAAGUCUAUUUUAUUUAUUGAAAUAUUUCAGCUAACUGCUUCUUUUGAAUGUAAUUUCUUUUUUCUUUUCUUUUUUUUUUGCAUUUGUUUUGCACGGGAGCGGACCUGUGACAACCUCCCAUCAAAAGUGCAAUCAGUAACCAAGAGCAACUCAAAGAGAAGAAGAAAUGCAGAGAUCAAACGGCCUCUCGUCGGACCGAAACAUCCUGUGUCUGUUUGACGUGGACGGCACCCUGACGCCACCCAGAGAGAAAAUCGACCCACAGCUGGACGAGUUCUUCCAGACUCUGAGGAGGAAAGUGAAGAUCGGCAUCGUGGGAGGGUCCGACUACUCCAAGAUAGCAGAGCAGCUCGGGGAGGGGGAUGACGUGAUACACAAGUUUGACUAUGUAUUUGCUGAGAACGGGACAGUGCAGUACAAAGAUGGGAAACUCCUCUCAAAACAUGCGAUUCAGAACCAGAUAGGUGAGGAGCUUCUGCAGGACCUGAUCAACUUCUGCCUCAGCUACAUGGGGCUCAUCAAGCUGCCGAAGAAAAGGGGGACGUUCAUUGAGUUCAGGAAUGGAAUGAUCAACAUUUCUCCCAUUGGUCGGAGCUGCACGCCGGAGGAGCGAAUCGAAUUCUCCGAAAUCGACAAGAGAGAGAAGAUCAGGGAGAAAUUUGUUGCUGCCCUAAAAGAGGAGUUUGCUGGAAAGGGACUACGGUUCACUAAAGGUGGUCUCAUCAGCUUUGACAUUUUUCCGGAGGGCUGGGACAAGAGACUGUGUCUGGAGCUGCUGCAGAGUGAAGGCCUGGACGCCAUCUACUUCUUUGGCAACGAGACCUCAGAUGGAGGAAAUGACUAUGAAAUUUUCAACGACCCGCGGACCAUCGGCUUCACAGUCUACUGUCCGGAGGACACGGCCAGACUCUGUCGGGAGCUUUUUUUUGAUGCACCACACGAGUCAUGAUGCACUGAACUACCCCACCCCCCCUCUCCUCCUAUGCCCCCGGUCCCUUUACCCACAAGCCCCUCUGAACUCCCACAUGUAUGACUCUGCUGGUACGACACCAGGCUUUUUAUGAACUGCUAAAAGCUAAACUACUGAUUUUCUCCAUGUUUUUUUUUUAAAAGGGACAGUAACUGAAGUGUUACAUGUUGAUGUGUGAGGUUUUAAUGCUGUGUUUGACUGCAGAGUCACACCUCUGCGAUGUGUAGCAUAUAACAUAAAGAUAUAACAUAAAGUUAACCAAAUGCUUGAGAGAUUAUGAAAUGAAAGUUAAUACUCCACAUUACUUUAUAUGUAUCUAUAGAAUGAUGUUUUGCACUAAUGUUGGGAUGAUUUUAUACCAGUGGUUGGUAUCGUGUUGUUGAAUACUUCUAAAGGAGAGAGAUUUUAAAACAGGUGACUUUUGCUUGUUGUUUUGUGAGUAAAGCGUUAAAGAAGAUGUGGACCUUUCCCCCUCUCGAGGAUAUAUGAAUCAUUCCAGGUGUUUUAACGUCUCUACAGCUCUGAGGUGGAUGAAAUUUGUUGAUGGUAAAACCUCAAUGAAAGACGUUUGCUAGUGUUGCUCAUUUUGCUUCAUUUAAGUGACAAUUUAUGAGAUUUAUAUUUCAAAUUGAACAUUACUGACUCAAUGGAUUCAUCUUAACCAGUGAAUUAAGCUACUGUGACCAAGUCACUCUACAAACUUUUGUCAGUCAGUUUCGACAGCUUUUUAUGUAAAAUAUUUUUACAAGCUGUAUCAUGGCCUGCACGCUGUUGUACACGUGGUGACUGUAUGUAUUGAUGCUUAUUGCUUGAUUCCUUGUUGCAAAGGGUUAUGCUGUUUUCAACAGCUGCUUUUUUUUUUCUUUAAAUACGUUUUAAAAAUGUGAAAACUGCCAGUUUAAUUUUCCCAUAACAAGUUGAUGGAUGGAUCGUUAUUGUGAAUACAAGACUUUUGAUAAGUCACAUACAUCAGCUGCAGUCUUGUGUCUGACUGUAAACACUCUUACAUCAGAAGGAUCAUGUACAGACUUACAUGCACAGCGGAGAAUUUACUGCGUCUCUGAUUCUAACUGUAAGAUUGAUCAUGUUGCUUUUCAGUCAUUUGUUGAUAAAAAUGUAUUUUAUGUAAUUCACUCAUUCAUUGUAAUACAUCUUUUUUGAUAUCAUU